Molecule: messenger RNA, 2985 nt
Organism: Auanema sp. JU1783
Lineage: Eukaryota; Metazoa; Nematoda; Chromadorea; Rhabditida; Rhabditidae
Source: the annotation of a GenBank genome assembly
AUGCUUAUGAGUGGCGAUAGAAGUCCAAUUAACGUGAGUGCUAUACGAGCACAGCUCGAACGAAAACUUCUACUCAACAGUCGUCCUACAGUUUUGCAGUCUAGAGAUCGUUUUGAAAAUGACGAAUCUCGUGAAGAUUCUCCUGUUGUGCCAAAGCACAGAACAUCAGGGACAAUAUUGCAGACGGACGCGCGGACAGGAGAACAUUUAGUUCCUCCGGAUACCCGAAUGCGGACUUCGUCGAGAGAGCCAUCGAAAAAGCCUCCCUUAUAUCCGAAGCCGAAGCUUCCCGAUUCGAAAUCCGUCAACAUUAUGGCCGACGAUGUAUCUUCUUCUAACGGGCAUUGUCCUCCCGUAAUCACUGUUUCCUCUGAAGAAAAUCAGGAUAAAGAGUUACCCCCUUGUCUGACCGAAUCUGUUUUGCGACGAGCACAAAUGUUUGAGGAGAACGGAUCUGUUCCUUUAUCACCAAGUUGUUCCACAGCUAAUGAUAGUGCGAGACCUGACUCCACGGUUUCAACCUUUUCUAACUCUAGUUGUCAUAAAGAUUUUUCCGAUAGUGAUAGCGAUGAAGAUAGAAGACCUGAGCAUCUUGGCAUAAACCUUGAUCUCGAGCACUUGAGUCCACACAAAACUGGAGGUAGAAGAACAUCUUCUUUUGGUCAAAGUCAUGAUAGUGCAAUACAUGAAAAGAUUAUGAGUGAACUCAAGAGACAGGGAGUAGUCCGAUCUAGUUCUCAUCAGCCUCUUUUCAAAAAAAGGACAGAAACGCAUGCCCAUCGUACAAAAGUAUUGAAGCCCGACAACAGCGUAACAAGUCCAGAUGGUAUUCCAUCUGACAUUGGAAAGCUCAGAAACGAUCUCAAAAAAAAGGAUGAAGUGGAAGAAGCGGAGUUUCCUUCCUCCAACUCUGAUGAAUCUCAUAGUAGAGGAGGCAGCAUGAUUUCUGAUCGGAACAGUACUCUAACUACCUUGAGUGAUCAUGAUGGUGUACUUGAGUAUAACACUGGAGACCCCAAUGAGGACAAUCGAUUGAAGAAACUUCAUUAUGCUGCAAAUGAGUUUUACUCCAUGCAGUUAAGCUUUGUGAAAUAUUUACGAGAUGUAGGAGAGAUCUAUCCGAAAUAUGUACAAGAGUAUGGAAAUAGGAUAGGCAAGGAUCUUCUGUCUCCUCCUCCUGGUCUCUCUGUUCAUCCAGUCACUCAACUCUCUCAAGAACUAUUCCAAAUUCUAAAUGUACAUAGAGUGCUGUUAGCAGAGUUCACAACUUUACAUUCCAAUUGGACAUCUUUAAAUCCUAAUUUGUCUGAUGUCAUACUUCGUUUAUCCGAUUUCCUUAAAAUAUGUCGCCAGUUCUUAGUUGAAAAAUCUAGGUUCAUUCAAGAAAUAUCAAAGUUGUUGGACGAGAACAAGGAUUUUGAAGCCGCGACUAUCCAAUUUGAGCAGAAAAUUUUUCUGCGAGGAGUCGGUGCUAUUGUUCAACAACUCGAUCAAGUUCAUCAAAAUUUCAUGAGAUAUAAACUUCUAAUGCAAACUUAUCGAAGACACCUGCUCGAAGAUACUGAAGAAUGGAAAAAAGCUGGAGAGGCUAUUGAAAAGCUGGACAACAUUACUAGAACUGUUAAUGAGUACAUGGGUUAUGCUACAAACGAAGAGCUGUAUAGGCUUUACGUUCGAUUCCAGUACAAAUUUGACGUUUUCUAUCCCGGACGACGUUUGAUCAGGCAGGGUGAAGUAAUGAAACAAACCAGGAAAGAGCUGCAACCCAGAUAUCUCAUUCUUUUCUCUGACAUCUUGUGGAUUUGUCGUGUUUCUUCGGUUAUAAUCGGACUCGGAGAUUUUGAUAUGACGAAAUCUUAUAAUAUUGCCAUUGAUGGUGUUCGUUUGGAUAUCAGAGAUCAUGAAGAUCUUGAAAAUCUCCUAACGGUUCGAAGCAAACAGAAAAGUUUUGGAUUGAUUUUCUCUUCUGUGAAGGAGAGAGACCAGUGGUAUAGCGACAUUCUCAACGUCCAAAAAGAUGUUAAAAACUUCAAGCGACGCAUGAGUGAAGCAAUUGAACGACAACGUCGUCAAAGCACUGCGCCUAUUCCAAUCUUAUCGCCCAAAGAAGGUUUAGCUAAUGAAACCAAACUGCCCACGAGCGCUUCAGAGUCCAGUCUAUGUUUAUCAAGAUCUCAGAGUAUCGACACUUCCUCUCAGCCAAGUACUCCUGUUGCCGAGUUUCCUCAUAGCGAUGCUCCAGAGUUUCCAACAGUGAAAAAACGUGUCAAGUGCUCGGAAGUAGAUAAGCCGGUAUGGUUACCAGAUGACUCAUCCACGAAGUGUUUAAUGGAAGGAUGUGACACAUCAUUUUCGCUCUUAAGUAGGAGACAUCAUUGCAGAGAUUGCGGAUGGCUGAUUUGCUCUAAGUGUUGUGGACGUGCUCCUUUAUCCAAGUAUGAAUUCAAAAAAGAAAUGGUUUGUCCGGAGUGUUAUGAUAAAAUUACGGCGAAAUAUGUGGAUGGUACUUUAUUCCCGGCUAGAAUGGUGACGAGAACUGUGGACGGCACAGUUCGAAUUAAGUUGAAGAAAAAUAAUGACUUGAUCGAACCUCAAUCGCUGUUUGUCCCUCCUGCGAAUAAAGGACUGAAAAAGCUAAAUAUCGACAAGCGAUUUAAAGGGGAAGAAGGAGACGUUUUUUCAAAAGUCUUUGUUAGGUCUUCUAAGAAAGGAACCGAAGUUCUUCGCUAUGCCCUUCUCCGUGAUGGUUGUACAUUAGAGUUUUAUAAAGCGUCACUUGAUGAAAAGCCUUGCGAAUCAAUUGUAAUUUAUGGUUUCACAUUGAAUGAAGAAUCAUUGGAUACCGGAGGAAAAGUGUUUGAGCUUGUUCACCGGAAUCAGAUACAAACGGAACGUAGAGAAAAUGUGAUAUCGUUCCGAGUAGAACAUCAAAAGAGUAUAGAAAAAUGGUCUUCAGCCUUACGCAAAGCUCUGGAACCUGCAUAA